Messenger RNA from Hyaena hyaena (striped hyena), 3787 nucleotides. It is a transcript of the gene ZNF84, whose product is annotated as zinc finger protein 84. The transcript has 7 exons. The record is from RefSeq and is a predicted model, not a curated record. Gene Ontology annotation, cellular component: nucleus. Gene Ontology annotation, molecular function: DNA-binding transcription factor activity, RNA polymerase II-specific; RNA polymerase II transcription regulatory region sequence-specific DNA binding. The coding region runs from base 272 to 2899 and encodes 875 amino acids. Gene Ontology annotation, biological process: regulation of transcription by RNA polymerase II. Lineage: Eukaryota; Metazoa; Chordata; Mammalia; Carnivora; Hyaenidae.
UCCUGUCUUGCACGGCUGUUUCCGUCUCGGUGUUGGUGGAGCUGAACCGGCCCGGGAGUUCGGAGUUUCCGUGGCCCGGGACCCGCGAAAGUACGGACUUAGCCCCGUCCGGAACCAAGCCCCAGCGAAACCCCAGGCCCGGUCUUGAGCGUGGUCGGAGCCCGCCCGGCCUCGGGGUUUUCCGUGUCCGGGCGGCGUCCCCGUACAAACUCAUCUCCUACUUCUUGUGCCCGGGCCGGAGGCCUCCGACGUCUGCACGAAACAGGACGGGAUGGCCGCCGGGUUCCGGACAGCUUCGUGUUGGGGGUUAUUGUCAUUCAAGGAUAUAUCUAUGGAGUUCACCUGGGAUGAGUGGCAGUUACUGGAUUCUGCGCAGAAGUACCUGUACAGGGAUGUGAUACUGGAGAACUAUAGCCACCUGGUGUCUGUGGGGUAUCAUGGUACCAAACCUGAUUUAAUCUUCAAGUUGGAGCAAGGAGAGGAGCCAUGGAUAAUAAGUGCCAAAGUUUCCCGUCAGAGCUAUCCAGAAGAUUGGAAAGAAUGGUACCAGAAAAAUCAAGAUGAGCUUGAAAAUGUUGAGAAAAGCUAUGCUUUUAGUGCGUUUGGAAAACUUCAUCUGAGCAGAACCCAACUUUCUUCAAGACAAAGAAUCCAUAAGUAUAACACACAUGGAAGAAGCUUGACACAAAACUCAGGUUCGACCAGAAACUGUCUGAGAAAAAAUCCUGAUAAGUUUCAUGGAUAUGAAGAAUCAUAUUUUCUUAAGCAUCAAAGAGCUCAUAGUAUAGAAAAAAACUGUGUGUGUAAUGAAUGUGGGAAAGCUUUUCGUUGUAAAUCACAGCUGAUCGUCCAUCUGAGAAUUCAUACGGGAGAGAGGCCUUACGAAUGCACUAAAUGUGAAAGGGCGUUCAGUGCCAAGUCAAAUCUUAAUGCUCACCAGAGAGUCCACACGGGAGAGAAGCCCUACUCCUGCGGCGAGUGUGGGAAAGUUUUCUCUUUCAGGUCACAGCUCAUUGUCCAUCAGGAAAUUCACACGGGGGGGAAACCAUACGGUUGCAGUGAUUGUGGGAAAGCCUACAGCUGGAAAUCACAGCUCAUUUUACACCAGAGAAGCCACACGGGAGUGAAACCUUAUGAGUGUGGUGAGUGUGGGAAAGCCUUUAGUUUGAAGUCCCCGUUCGUUGUACACCAGAGGACUCACACGGGAGUGAAGCCCCAUAAAUGCAGUGAAUGUGGGAAAGCCUUUAGGAGCAAGUCCUACCUCCUGGUUCACAUCAGAAUGCACACAGGCGAGAAACCUUAUCAGUGCAGUGAUUGUGGGAAAGCCUUCAAUAUGAAGACACAACUUGUUGUUCACCAGGGAAUCCACACAGGAAAUAAUCCUUAUCAGUGCAGUGAAUGCGGGAAAGCCUUUGGUAGGAAGGAACAACUCACUGCGCAUCUGAGAGCGCAUGCAGGGGAGAAGCCCUACGGGUGCAGCGAGUGUGGGAAGGCUUUCAGCAGUAAAUCCUACCUCGUUAUACAUAGGAGAACACACACAGGAGAGAGACCCUAUGAAUGUAGUUUCUGUGAGAGAGCCUUUUGUGGGAAAUCACAGCUAAUUAUACACCAGAGGACUCACUCAACAGAGAAGCCCUACGAAUGCAGCGAAUGUGAGAAAGCCUAUCCUAGGAAGGCUUCACUUCAGAUACACCAGAAAACUCACUCAGGAGAGAAACCUUUUAAAUGUAGUGAAUGUGGGAAGGCCUUCACCCAGAAGUACUCAUUUGUUACACAUCACAGGACUCACACAGGAGAGAAACCUUACAAUUGUAGCCAGUGUGGGAAAGCCUUCUCCCAAAAGUCACAGCUCACAUCCCAUCAGAGGACACACACAGGAGAGAAACCCUAUGAAUGUGGUGAAUGUGGGAAAGCCUUCUCCCGGAAGUCCCAUCUUAUAUCACACUGGAGGACACACACAGGUGAGAAACCUUAUGGGUGCAACGAAUGCGGAAGGGCCUUUAGUGAGAAGUCAAAUCUUAUUAAUCAUCAGAGAAUUCAUACAGGAGAGAAACCUUUUGAAUGCAGAGAAUGUGGGAAAGCCUUCAGCAGGAAAUCACAACUCGUUACGCAUCACAGGACUCACACAGGAACAAAACCGUAUGGGUGCAAUGAUUGUAGAAAAGCCUUCUUUGAGAAAUCAGAGCUCAUUAGACAUCAGACAAUUCAUACUGGAGAGAAGCCCUAUGAAUGCAGUUUAUGUCAGAAGGCAUUCAGAGAGAGGUCAAGUCUCAUUAACCAUCAGAGGACUCAUACAGGAGAGAAGCCCUAUGAAUGCACUGAAUGUGGGAAAGCUUUUGGUGAGAAGUCCAGUCUUGCAACUCACCAGAGAACUCAUACAGGAGAGAAACCAUUUGGGUGCAGGGAUUGUGAAAAAGCCUUCUCCCAGAAGUCACAGCUCAAUACUCACCAGAGAAUCCACACAGGAGAGAAACCAUACGAAUGCAGUCUUUGCAGGAAAGCGUUCUUUGAGAAAUCGGAGCUAAUUAGACAUCAGAGAACUCACACAGGAGAAAAACCUUAUGAAUGCAGCGAAUGUGGUAAAGCCUUCAGGGAGAAGUCAAGUCUCAUCAAUCAUCAGAGAACACAUACAGGAGAGAAACCCUUUGAAUGCAACGAAUGUGGAAAGGCCUUCUCUCGGAAGUCACACCUCAUACCACAUCAGAGAACACACACUGGGGAGAAGCCCUAUGGAUGCAGUGAAUGUAGGAAGGCCUUCUCUCAGAAGUCACAGCUUGUUAAUCACCAGAGAAUUCAUACAGGAGAGAAACCUUACCAAUGCCAUGAAUGUGGGAAAGCUUUCUCCCAGAAAUCACAGCUCAUUAAUCACCAGAGAACUCAUACAGUAAAGAAAUCGUAGAAGUAGAGUUACUAUUAGUCUUUGUACUUCAGAAAAUGCAGUUAUGGUAAGCCUUUCAAAUAAAUAGUCACAUCACAUUAUAGGUCUGAGUAAUCUUUUAGGGUAGGAACUCUAAAUGAGGUUAUGUAGGGAAAGCUUUCAGCCGAUUAACAUGCUUAUAUAAGAACUCAUGGAGUAGAAUGAGCCUAUGAGAUUCAGUGGGUUUUAAAAGCUUGGCAAACAUACACUAGGAAAUUAACAACAAAGACGAAUUCUGCGAACAUCAGAAAGCCUUGCAGAGGCCAUAUCUCAUCAGGUAUUGGAAAUAUGCCCACUAGGGUAAACCCUGGUCCAGCAAAUAAAAAAUCCCAUGAAUGCAGCAAGUGAGGUAAUAUUUUCAUCAAGAACUCACAGCUUAUUGUGCAUUAAGAAAAUACCCUGAGGAAUGAAGCUCUGUGAAAAUAAUAAUUAUGGGACAGUCUUCAGCAGGUAAUCCAACCAUAUUGUUUUGGAGGGGAAUUAUAUUGUGGGUAAAAACUAAUGAUUGAAAGAAAUGGGAAACGUGCCCCUAGAAAUAAGGCUGUAAAGGGAAGCCAUACAUUUUUUUAUAGACAUGGUUAUUAAAAAUACCCAUGCUAAUGAUUGAGUUGUUCACUCUAAAAUAUGAAGUUUUAAAAAUAUGUGAAUAAAUUGAGUCAUUGAAACAUCUAAAUAAGACAUUUCUCAGUGGUAUUUAUGGUUUACUUUCCUGUGUCACACAGUGUGUCUCAUAUUUUGGAAUCACAUAUGAUGAUGUAAUUGUGAGCAUGAAAUGCACAUAUGUAGUUGUGCUUCUGAUGUCAAGACAUAAUCACAUGCCGCUGGUUUUUCUGUUUUAGUGAUACGAUUAAAAUGGUAAUUGGUAUAACA